GUAUCUCCAAUUUCAUGUCCUCUUUCCAUGACCGUUAGAGGGAGAUCAGAGGAGAGAGAGAGAUAGAGAAAGCUUUGCCGGGAAUUAGAGUGUGACGGAGGUGUUUUAAUAAUACUCUCCUCUAGUCCUCUUCAUGGCAGCAUUUAGCUACUCUACACUGCUUCCUUUUCGCAGCGAUGUUCGAGCAUCUUCCUUGGCAUUCCAGACUUCCCAUCGGUCAUGGUUGCUUCCCAAGAGAUCCUUCCAUCGGAGGAGACAUUUUGGAAUUCGAGCAGAAGUCAACUAUGUUAAUGCUGAUGAAGCUAAAAAUCUUGUAGCAUCCAAAGGGUAUGCAAUUGUGGAUGUACGAGAUAUAACUCAAUUUGAGCGAGCUCACAUUAAAUCAUGUUAUCAUAUUCCCAUUUUCAUUGAAAACAAAGACAAUGACCCUGGCACAAUCAUAAAAAGGACUCUGCACAACAAUUUUUCGGGUUUAUUCUAUGGCUUGCCUUUCACUAAAACAAACCCUGAUUUUCUGCAAUCUGUGAAGAGCCAAUUUUCGCCUGAUAGCAAGUUAUUGCUUGUAUGUCAGGAAGGAUUGAGGUCCAACUCAGCUGCUAGAAAGUUGGAAGAACAGGGCUUCAAAAAUGUAGCAUGCAUAACGUCCGGACUUCAGUCUGUAAAACCAGGCACAUUCGAAUCCGUUGGUUCUACCGAAUUACAAGAUGCCGGUAAAGCUGGUUUAGUUACGAUUCAGGGAAAGAUUUCAGCUGUACUUGGAACUGUUCUUGUUUGUGCAUUUCUGUUCAUCACUUUCUUCCCUGACCUGGCCGAAAAACUGCUUCCUGCAAGCUAGACCAAUUAUAAGGGUAGGUGGUGGAGACCGAAGAAAAAACAGUUGCGAUUUUCUGUCAUUAGCCAAAGUCUAAGAAAAUUAGUAUUCUUGAAUCACAAUUUUAUAUGGAAAUUUUGUUUAUGAAUUUGGAGCCUGGUUUCCGUCAUCAUUAGCUUGCAGCAUUAUCUGUUUGUUUUAAUUAGUAGUUGCAGCAUCAAUGUAAAGCUUCAGGGAGGUUUAAUAGAUAUGAAUCUCAAAAUUGUCAAGGAUAUUAUAGUGUUAGGGCCUAUUUCUCUUCUUGUUCCAUCAUGAAACUUCAAGUAUCUUGAAUUUUGUUAAAUUAUUUGAAGUUGAAAGUGA
Beta vulgaris subsp. vulgaris (sugar beet) is the source of this 1174-nucleotide messenger RNA. RefSeq names its product rhodanese-like domain-containing protein 9, chloroplastic. The record is from RefSeq and is a predicted model, not a curated record. Gene Ontology annotation, cellular component: chloroplast. The transcript is spliced from 6 exons. Lineage: Eukaryota; Viridiplantae; Streptophyta; Magnoliopsida; Caryophyllales; Amaranthaceae. The coding region runs from base 134 to 835 and encodes 233 amino acids.